UUUAAGAUUCAGUGAAGUGAUAUGUCAAACAUUAUUAAAAAAAUAAUAAAAAUAAAAAUGCGUUUUUUGCAUUUUGAAAAACAAUGGCCAUCUUACCCAAGUUUAUUCUACGAAAGAAUACGUUCGUUUCUUUGACACACAGUUAAGUACGAUUUACUAAAAAAAUUCUAUCUACUUUUUUCGAUCUCCAAUAAAAUAUACAUUUGUAAUAAAAAAUAAUUUUUAUUAUCGAGAUUAUAUAUUUCAGAUUUAAAAUGGAAGCUGAAAACUUUAUUGAUAAACUGUUAAAUAAUUAUCAUACAAAAUUACCAAGUUAUAUAAAAUUACUUUUAAAUUAUGCAGGCUAUGAUAAUAUUAUAUCGAUUUCGAAAAUAGAUGAUGCUUCUAUAGCGGAAUUAGAAAAGUUCGCAAAAGAAGAUUUAACUAAACUUUUAAAUGAAUUAGUGGAAUUAUUUAUCAUGGCAAAAUAUAUCAUCGAAAUCCAUCACUUUUCAAGAUUCUUGAUGGUUAGGUUACAAGAAACUACUGUUACAUUUAAAGGAAAUCUGUGUCAAGGAAGUUGAAAAUAUUUCAAAUAAAUUUUGUAUAAAAUGUAAUGAGAAAAAUAGUACUCGUGAAGGAAAAAAAGAAAAGAGCCAAAAGAAAAGAAACUUUCGCAUGACAUGCAAAGAGAAGCAGAGGAAGUAAUAAUUGAAAAUGACAAAGAAAAUAAAACAGAUAAUGCUAAAGAAUACGUAGAAAAUUUGGCUAAAAAAUAUGUUAAAAGAUGUAUUGAUGAGUACUGUGAAGAACAUAUUGAAGACUUUAUUUAAAAAAUUGAUAAUUUAAAGGUCACAAUGGAUAAUGAAAAUUAUUAUGCAAAAAUUAAAUGCUGCUUCUGCGAUUUUAUUUCCACAGGAUAUUCGGUAAAAAAUUCUGGAAUUGGAAGAAAAUGGAUAUUAUCUAAUUUUAAUAAGCACAUUUUAAUUCAUAUGAAAAAUAGAAGAAACAAAAAACAGAGAAAAGAAAACAAACCUAACAAUACUUUACUUUCAUUUAUAAAAGUACAAAAUAACAAUUCUUUUGCAAGUUCACUUCCAAGUUCACUUCCGAGUUCAACUCAAAGCGAAAAUAAAAUUCAAAAUAACAUAAAUAUUUUAUCUGAAAUUACUGUUACUAAUAGUUUGGCCAACACUAAUGCCAAUACUAUUCAAAAUGCGGAAAUUUAUAUUUCGCCAAAUAUAAAUCCCAUAGAAUUAAAUGCAUUUUCUUUGACAAACAGCUCGAAAACAACCUGAGUUACAACCAUUAUGUCCAAGUGUAACCGAUUGCAGUGAAACUUCUAAUUUAUUAGAAUUAUCGGAUUUUUACGAACGCAGAAUUAUUGAAGAGGCUAAUAAUUCUGCAACGUUAAAUAAUGAGCCUCAACUACAAAUGGAAAAGAAUGCAAAAGUAGAUGUCAUGAGUAGACAACAACGAAAACUAAAAAAAUUUGAAGCAUUUGAUGAAUCCCAGACUAAAAUUACAGAUUAUUUUCUUAAAACUAUUACAAAAAUUAUUGAAGACCAUCCUGAUUUACAAAAUACUUUGUUAAGUAUCGCUAAUACAGAAAAUACAAGCAAUUUUGCAAAUAUAAGUUCAUUCUUAGAAUGUUUAAAAGAUACGGCAAUGAAGAAUAUCAAACGCAAGAAACAUGGAAACAAAUUUACUAGCCCUUUAAAACUUUUUAGUUUAUAUAUUUUCAUUGUUGGUGGUCGUGUGCUCUAUGAACUUUUACAUGCGAAUCUACAAAGUAUAUUACCAUCAAUUACAACAAUUAACAGAUUAAUAGAUAAGGAAAGUAAUAUAGUCAAUGGAAUAGUUCGAUUAAAAGAAUUAAAAUUGUUCUUAAUAAAACGAAAUUAUCCUUUAAAUGUAUUUAUUUCUGAACAUCAAACCGCAAUAAUUAAGAACAUAGCAUAUGAUUCUAAAAGUAAUCAAAUGAUUGGCUUUGUGUCUUCAUGUAAAAAGAAUGGAUUUCCCAAAAAUAAUUUUUAUGUAAAUUCUGUAAAAGACAUUGAAAAUGCCUUUUCAAAAUAUGUUGUUGGCUGUAAUGCCUAUGUGUACAUGGCUCAACCGCUUAUUGAUAACGCACCAGCAUUUUGUUUAACAGUUUUUGCAAGUGAUGAUAAUAGAUUUAAUCAUAAUGACGUCUUAGCUAGAUGGACGUUCUUAAAAAAUGAACUUGAAAAACUUGAUAUACAAAUAACUGGAUUUUCAAAUGACGGUGAUACAAGGUGCUUAAAAGACAUGAGAAUAUGGUCUAAAAUUCCUUUAUUGUCUAAAAAUCCAUAUUCUCCUUACUUUCAGAUAGAAUUUGAUAUAAAAAAACCAGUAUGUAUUCAAGACACAGUUCAUAUUGGAACAAAAAUAAAAACAAGAUUUUUAAAACCGAAUGUAUUUUUACCGAUGGGCUCAAAAAUUGUCUCUCCAGAACAUGUGAAAAAAUUAAUAAAGCAAUUUUCUAAAGAUAAACAUUUAUUAUGUGACAGUGAUCUUGAACCAAAAGAUAAGAUGAAUUUUGAUGCAGUUAAAAAAUUAUGUGCGCCUCGAGUAACGGAAUUAUUAUCUGCUAUUCCAAAUAGCCAGAGUAACAAUUUCUUAUUUUAAUUAAACGUAUAUUAAAUUCUUUUUUAAAUAAAAAAUUAAAAAUUGAAGAGCGCAUAUAUUCCAUGUGGCACGCAACAUUUUUUUUAAGAUUGUGGAGAAGGUGGUUACAAGAAAAUAACUACAGUAUUGAUAAAAAUGUUAUAACUUCUAAUGCUUACACGUCCAUAGAAUUAAAUGCACAUGGUUUAUUAAUAUUGAUUGAAAAAUUACGAGAAAAUAAUCAGUUUACACCUUGGUUAUGUAGCAGUCAACCAUGUGAAAAAAUUUUCAGACAAAUAAAAUCCAUGACAUCUACUUUCUCAACAAUAACUAAUUUUAAUUUAUUGAGCAUUUUGAGACAUUUAAAUCGAGUGCAACUUUUAAACGACAUAAGUACUGACUUAAGUAAGUUUAAUUCAUAAUAUUUUAAUUAAAUUUAUACAUAAUUAUAAAAGUUCAAUUUACUUUAAUAAUAUAUUCUUAUUUCAAGGCGAUACAUUUCUAUUUCCACGAGAAGAAAAUAAUAGAUUAGGAAUUUCUUCAGAUAGAACUUUAAAUUCUGAUGAAAUUCCAUCUACAAAAAAAAUUUUACAUAUUUUGGACACCGCUAAAAAUGAUGCACUAAAUAUUGCAAUAAAAUUAGAAAUGAAUAUGAAUGAAGACAUAAUAAAGGAAAGUUUUGAAGAGAUCAACAUUCGACAUUUAAUUGACGAAGAGGAAAAUGAAGAAGAAGAGGAAAAUAAUGAUGAUAUUAUAGAACAACAAAAUGAAGAUAUUGUAUCUGCCAGUGAAGAUUUCGGAAAUUUCGAAGAUUUGGAAAAUUUGCCAAAUGAUAUUUUAAUAUUUAAAAAUUAAACAAAAUUAAAUUUAAGAGAUUAUACAACUAACUGUACAGAAAGUAAUAAAGGUUUAUUUUUAGAUGUGAACGUUAAUGGAAAAAAAUAUGUUGUGAGAAAAUCUUCGCUCUGUUGGAUAUAUCAAAAUAAAAAUAGAUUGUCUAAUGACAGAUUAUAUCGAGUUCGUGGUAUGAACAUUGCAAAUACAAAUGAAAAGUCGAGUGAAAAAUUGAAGAUAGAAUGUGAAAAAUAUAGGUACAUUAGAAUUUUUGUAAAAUUUUUUUACUGCUGAAUAUUUUAAACUUAAUAUUUUAUAAAAUAACUGUAUUAUUAAUUGUAUUAUUGAUAUUUAGAAAAUCAUCUGUCGUCAACAUUCACCCAACAAAAUUUUGUUUUAUGGUCGGAAGUCAGUCAGAGUUUUUUCCAAAAGAGCACUUUGCUUCAGAUGAAGCUUGGGAGCGAUUUGUAAGAGUUAUGGCUGCUGAAAAAUCUAAAAAAUCUGCUAUCCAUAUGAAGUUAACUAAAAAAGAAAAAAUAAAUACUAAUAUAAGAGAACUAAUCAAAAUCAUGAAAGAGAAACAGUUUUCUAAAGCUGCUGAAUGUUUACAGGUAAAUUUGUAAUUAUAUGUAGCAGUACAGUUUCAAUAUACACUUCAAUCAUAUAUUAUGUAAUGGAAAAAUUCAUAUAAUUUUUUCCUGUAAUAUUAUUUAAUAUUAAUAACUAUAAUUAAUUUUAAUUAAAUAAUUACAGUUAAAUAUAAGUAUAAAUAUAAUUAAUAUACAUAAAUAAAUAUAAAUUGUAAUUAUAUUUCAAUCAAUUGUAUUUUUAUGUUUAAUUGUUUUUAUAUAAAAUGUACUUUGUACUAUAAUUGAACCAUAAAGUGUGUAAUUAUGAGAGAAAUUUAAAUAUACAAUCAUUAGCAUCAUA
Solenopsis invicta (red fire ant) is the source of this 4371-nucleotide messenger RNA. RefSeq lists its product as uncharacterized. Lineage: Eukaryota; Metazoa; Arthropoda; Insecta; Hymenoptera; Formicidae. The coding region runs from base 1414 to 2628 and encodes 404 amino acids. The record is from RefSeq and is a predicted model, not a curated record. The transcript is spliced from 3 exons.